GCGGGGCCACUCGGAGCCGGGCGGCGGCGACAGCGGCGGCGACAGCGGCGGCCACAGGUAUUUCCCCGCUGUGUCUCUGCGCCUGGACUCUCCCUGCACCUCCAAACCUUCCCCAAGGGUUGCAUGGUGGCAAGGUGAGACCCCUCAGAGCCCUGCCCAGCCCUGCUGCUGUUCCCCAUCCCCUUCCCCUCCUGGGAGCCUCUGGGAGGGAUCUGCAGCAUGAAGUUUCCAUUUGGAGCUGGCAGAUUCCCGGUCCAAGGAGACCAUGACCACUGAUGAGGCCACCAAGAGUGAAGGGGAGGUGCAGGCAGCAGCUCUGGCUGAGCGUGGGGAGGACAUCACCCCAUCCAAGGACCGAGGGGUUCUGAAGAUCAUUAAGAGACCUGGGAGUGAGGAUGAGUGUCCCAUGAUUGGGGACAAGGUCUAUGUGCACUACAAAGGGAAAUUGGCCAACGGGAAGAAGUUCGACUCCAGCCGCGAUCGGAACGAGCCCUUCAUCUUCAGCCUGGGCAAGGGUCAGGUCAUCAAGGCAUGGGACAUUGGGGUGGCCACCAUGAAGAAGGGAGAGAUCUGCUACCUGCUCUGCAAACCUGAGUACGCCUACGGCUCUGCUGGCAGUGCCCCCAAAAUCCCCUCCAAUGCCACCCUCUUCUUUGAGGUCGAGCUGCUUGACUUCAAGGGCGAGGACUUGUUUGAGGAUGGAGGGAUCAUCCGGAGGAUCAAGAGGAAGGGGGAAGGUUACUCCAACCCCAAUGAAGGAGCUACAGUGGAGAUUCACCUGGAGGGGUUCUGUGGUGGCCACAGGUUCGACUGCAAGGACGUGAAGUUCGUGGUGGGCGAAGGGGAGGACCACGACAUCCCCAUCGGCAUUGACAAGGCCCUGGAGAAGAUGCAGAGGGGAGAGCACUGCAUCCUCUACCUCAGCCCACGGUACGGCUUUGGCGAGGCUGGGAAGCCAAAAUUCGGCAUCCAGGGCAACGCAGAGCUGGUGUACGAGGUGACCCUGAAGAGCUUUGAGAAGGCCAAGGAGUCGUGGGAGAUGGACACCAAGGAGAAGCUGGAGCAGGCGGCCGUGGUCAAGGAGAAGGGCACCAUGUACUUCAAGGAAGGCAAGUACCUGCAGGCGGUGAUUCAGUAUGGGAAGAUUGUGUCCUGGCUGGAGAUGGAGUAUGGCUUGUCUGAGAAGGAGUCCAAAGCCUCGGACUCCUUCCUGCUGGCUGCCUUCCUCAACCUGGCCAUGUGCUACCUGAAGCUGCGCGAGUACGCCAAGGCUGUCGAGUGCUGUGACAAGGCUCUGGGGUUGGACCAGGACAAUGAGAAAGGCUUGUACAGGAGGGGUGAAGCCAGGUUAUUGAUGAACGAGUUCGAGCUGGCCAAAUGUGACUUUCAAAAAGUGCUGGAAGUGAACCCACAGAACAAAGCAGCGAAAUCCCAGAUCUCCGUGUGCCAGAAGAAAACCAAGGAGCACAACGAGAGGGACCGCAGGAUCUACGCCAACAUGUUCACAAAGUUUGCAGAGAGGGAUGCAAAGCCAGCAAAACUGGAGCGGGAAAAGCAGCAGAGAAGGCGGCGUGCGGAAAAGGACCCAAAGCUGCUGGUGCCGAAGGUGAAGAGGCUGAAGGACAUGUAUGAUGGAGGAGGAGGGGAUGGCAUAGCCUCCUGCCCGCACUGAGAAAGGUUGCUGCCAAACCUUGGGACUCGCCAGUGUCUCCUUGUAAAGCUUGUUACAGUUUGUGUGAUCGUGGAAGCCAAAAGCGCCUCGCCAAGAAAAGCGACCCCGUCCCACCGGCCCGGGUGCUCUGGGGGCAGAGCAGGAGUGGCAGGACACCGUGGGACCACUGCACGUGGAACAAAAACCCUUUGGGCAGCAGGGAAAAGAAAAGAAACCAUGAUGAUGAUGAUAAAUUAAAACGCUUGGCUCCUGGGAGGUUUCCGCAGA
Molecule: messenger RNA, 1939 nt
Organism: Melospiza melodia melodia
Lineage: Eukaryota; Metazoa; Chordata; Aves; Passeriformes; Passerellidae
Gene: FKBP5
Product: FKBP prolyl isomerase 5
Exons: 12
Coding region: 266-1672 (468 amino acids)
Molecular function (GO): protein binding; peptidyl-prolyl cis-trans isomerase activity
Source: RefSeq, a predicted model, not a curated record